UUUCCGGGUUUCUUUUCUUAUUUGAUAAUGAUAGCGUUAGAUCAGCUGCAGUCUGCAGAUUUAGGAUUAUCUUUAUUAUAUUAGUUUUUGUUAGUUUCAUAGUUAUCUUUUAUUUUUCGCAGUAGUUCAAUUAUUUAGGGUUAAGUUAUUUAGGUCAGACUCAUGGGCUCCAAGUUAUUUAAUUGGGCCUCAAGUCAUUAGGUCUAUAUAUAGUUCUUUACGACUUAGGGUUAAUUAUCUUGGGAUCAUUGUUUAGGGACAGCAAUAGCUGUAGGGCAGAGAUAUUUUUCUCUGAGGGCCUCGCAGGAGGAGUUUUAUAUAUCGUAUUUUUAUUUUCUUUCUUAUUUCAUACGCCUUUACUCUAUCAAAUUGGUCCGACCUGCCGGAUCAGAGACGAUGGUGGCAACUACCAGGAGUACCGAACAGCGACUGGACGGAUUAGAGAAGGCGGUUGAAGAACUGAUUACAGCGGUGGACGGGUUUCGUACGUAUCAAGUUUCAACGGACUCGAAACUUGACGCGCUGCUGAAGAAGUUCAAUAUUUCCCCUACUGGCACCGGCGAUGAAUCAGAGGGAAGCCGUGACCCCGAAUCGGAGACCGAAACGCCCACUCCUCUUCAGGUUUUUCAAAAGAUGGAUCUUCCCAAUUUUGACGGGACAGAUGCACUUGCAUGGCUCGCACGUGCUGACCAAUAUUUUCUCGUGCAUGAGACACCAAGGGACAAGAGAUUGAAGACAGCCCUAAUCGCUAUGUCAGGCCCGGCCAUGGCGUGGGUGCAACUGUUGCUGCGACGCUGUCCGACGCUAACCUGGACUCGAUUCAGCCGUGAACUUCUGAAUCGGUUUGGACAUAAUGCUGCAAUUAAUGGGUACGAGGCGCUGGGGGCGACAAAACAGGAAGGGUCUUUGGAGGAUUACAUCGCUGCAUUCGAAGGGCGUGCGGCGCAACUUCCUGAUUUCACGGAUGAGCAGUACCUUGGUUUCUUCUUGAGUGGGCUCAAACCACACAUUCGCAAACAAAUCCAAGACCCUACGGUCACGGAUUACUCGGCAGCAGUUUUGAUGGCUCGAAAGGUUGAGCAGGAACCACCGCCAGUUACCACAGCAAAUUACUCUACCAGGCCAGUGUUCAUUCGACAUUCUUCCCCGGUCAGACCUCAAAGCGCCCCACCAGCGACGAACACAUCGUCGGUUGUCUCCCACACGUCGUCCGCUUCCCCGGCUGCCUCCCUCACUUCGUCUGCCCCUCCCCGCAAUUUUCGCAACAUCUCCAAUGAGGAGUACAUGAAACACCGUGCAGCUGGCACUUGUUUUCGCUGCGGCCUGAAAUAUGGGCCAUUGCAUCGCUGCCCACCUAAAACACUACAGGUUUUAAUCGGUGACAUGGAAGAUGACCCGGGCAGGGACCUAGAGAAUUAUGAGGAUACCGGGCUGAAGGAGGAAGUCCCAUGGGACCAUGUGAAUCAGCAACCGCCUUGAGGACAAGGCUGUUUCGACAGGCGGGCAAUUGAUAGCGUUAGAUCAGCUGCAGUCUGCAGAUUUAGGAUUAUCUUUAUUAUAUUAGUUUUUGUUAGUUUCAUAGUUAUCUUUUAUUUUUCGCAGUAGUUCAAUUAUUUAGGGUUAAGUUAUUUAGGUCAGACUCAUGGGCUCCAAGUUAUUUAAUUGGGCCUCAAGUCAUUAGGUCUAUAUAUAGUUCUUUACGACUUAGGGUUAAUUAUCUUGGGAUCAUUGUUUAGGGACAGCAAUAGCUGUAGGGCAGAGAUAUUUUUCUCUGAGGGCCUCGCAGGAGGAGUUUUAUAUAUCGUAUUUUUAUUUUC
This is a messenger RNA of Salvia miltiorrhiza (redroot sage), 1817 nucleotides long. RefSeq lists its product as uncharacterized. Lineage: Eukaryota; Viridiplantae; Streptophyta; Magnoliopsida; Lamiales; Lamiaceae. The record is from RefSeq and is a predicted model, not a curated record. The transcript is spliced from 2 exons. Bases 397 to 1479 code for a protein of 360 amino acids.